Neurospora hispaniola is the source of this 619-nucleotide messenger RNA. RefSeq lists its product as uncharacterized. NCBI's taxonomy places the organism in Eukaryota, Fungi, Ascomycota, Sordariomycetes, Sordariales, Sordariaceae. The record is from RefSeq and is a predicted model, not a curated record. Bases 95 to 511 code for a protein of 138 amino acids. The transcript has a single exon.
UUCGAAAUGCGAUACCGUUCCGAAGAUUCGACAUGCUCGAGAUCCAGUUUAUGACUAUACACGUAUUGAUCUUACCUAAAGUUCAAUAUAUCGGAUGUCGAUUAAUCCGCCAGGCCAAUUUGUUACCUUCUUCUUCUUCUUUUUCUUCCUCGCUGGCUGGGCCUCACCGCCGUCGUCGUCGACAUGGAACAUCAAAGCUUGGUUCAUGGUUCUAGCCUUUUCUUUUUCCCUCCCCAAUGAUUUUUUUUUUUUUCUUUUCUGUCACUUGACCUCAGACAUCCUCUGCCUCCGCAAAUGCUCAACCCCUCAACCCAGCAAUCGCAAGCGAGCUACUGCAGCAGACUUGGAGUCAAUUUCAUUUUUUUUUUCUUCGCUCCCCGUGAUCUUCGGUGUCUCGCUCGCUUCAAUCCGUUUCUUGAAUCGCUUCUUCGGCACACCCUCCCUUCCCGCUCAUUCGUCCGUCCGUCCGUCUGUCCGUUCGUUCGCCCGCUCAUUCGUUACCUGUAGGUAGAGGUAGGUAGGUAUCUUUAUCCCGUCCGCAACAUUAAAUUGCCUGUAGGCAGGUAUCUUCUUGUAUACCUCCAGGUAACUUCGAAACAUUUAGCAAAAUUAUCACCGA